Messenger RNA from Gallus gallus (chicken), 2626 nucleotides. Its product is annotated as translation initiation factor IF-2-like. The coding region runs from base 228 to 2045 and encodes 605 amino acids. The transcript has 4 exons. NCBI's taxonomy places the organism in Eukaryota, Metazoa, Chordata, Aves, Galliformes, Phasianidae. The record is from RefSeq and is a predicted model, not a curated record.
GGCAGGGGGCGGCGGUACGGCAGUUGGCACGGCUGGGCGAGCAGGCAGGGCAGAGCACGGCACCUUGCCAUCUACGAGGUCGUCGCUCUCUGGACUCACCCAGGUGCAGCCGUGGUCUCCACACGGCGUCGAGCUGCUGCUGCAAGGGAUGUGGAGACUCAGACUGAAAGCAUGUAUGUCCAUGCUGCAGUUCAGGUCUCAGCCUGCGGAGAAUACAGGAGGGCAGCAUGGAUACCACCUGGGCCCAGUGCGAGCAGGUGGGCUGCAGGCCGCAGCAAGCUGUGCUGCCAGGCAGCCGGAGCCAGGAUUUGUCCCUCCGUGGAAUCCAUCUGCCACCACUACCCCGCCUGGAGAGUGCACAAGCCUCUGGGAGACGGCGUGCACAGGCAGACAGGCUGGAGCUCAGGCAGGCACUGCCCCGCAGCAGUGGCUCUGGAGAUGGCAGACAGCCUCUGGCAGCCUUGCCGCCUCUCCCGUGGCAGCCAAUGCCACUGACAGCUGCACCCCAGAAUGCAGCCACUGCUCAAGGACAAGUUCCCACAUGGUCCACACUGCCGGCAGCAGCCUCCAGGAGCUCUCCAAGAGGCAGAGCAGCUGCUGUGGGAGCUACCGCCAGUGAACUGGCUGUCCCACAUCUUCAGGGCAACCGUCAGCACCAGGAUACGACAGCGAGGGCCGAGGGCUGGCAGGCAGAUGUGCAGGUCCCUGCACCCCCUCUCAAGCCUGCAAUGCAAACACCCAAGUCCCUCAGGUUGGCGUACCGGAGGCGUCCAGUAGCCACGAGACCAGGGCCCUGCCGGAAACCGGCAAGGCCUGGGCAACGUGCAGCCACCAGCACUGUGGGAAGACCAGCGCGAGCAACCCAGGUGCUGGCCCCCAAGGCUGGGAGCAGCCCUGCACAUCAGGCACGACCUGCUCCCAUUGCUCAGGAGGACACCCGAGAUGCUGUCAAGGCCUCUGCAUCACGUUCCCUGGCAGCAGAGCAGGCAGCGGACGAUGGUGCCAACGCUGCUGGCACUUCUCAGGCCACUCAGGGUGCCAAGGGCAGUGAAGAGAGGGCCCGCUCCGUCAAGAGAGGGGGUAUGUUCCUGCCCUGCUGCCUUUGCAGUUCCACCUGCAGUGGUGCUCUGAUGGAUGAGCAGGAAGAGGGGGGAGAUGCCGUUGAGAGAGACGCUGUGGCAGUGACAGCCACAGACCCUGGGAGCACAUCGUUUGGUGAGGCAGAGGCCCAGCCGCCAUCAUCUCCAGUGCCUGGGAACCUUGAGCACGAGGUGGACAGGCUGGAGCUCAGGAACGCACUCACCCACAGCAGCAUCCCUGGGGAAGGGAGACAGCCUCUGCCAACCUGUGGACCAUCCCUGCAUGUCCCUGCAUCCCCUCUCAAGCAUGCACAUGCCACACACAAGUUCUUCAAUUUGGCAUACUACCGGAGGCGUCAGGUAGCCACAAGACCAGGACCCUGCCAGAAACCAGCAGGUCCAAGGCAACGUGCCGCCACCAGCACUGUGGGAAGACCAGCGCGAGCAACCCAGGUGCUGGCCCCCAAGGCUGGGAGCAGCCCCGCACAUCAGGCACGACCUGCUCCCAGUGCUCAGGAGGGCACCCAAGAUGCUGUCAAGGCCUCUGCAUCACAUUCCCUGGCAGCAGAGCAGGCAGCGGACGAUGGUGCCAACGCUGCUGGCACUCCUCAAGCCGUGCAGAGUGCCAAGAAUACUGAAGACAGGGCAUGGUCCGGCAAGAGAGGGGGCAUGUUCCUGCCCUGCUGCCUUUGCACUUCCACCUGCAAUGGUCUUCUGAUGGAUGAGCAGGAGGAGGAGGAAGACAGCCCUGUGGCAGAGGCUGCUAAAAGCCCGGUGAGCACCCCAUCUGGGGAGGCACAGUCCUGGCCUCCAGCUUCUGCUGUGCCUGCAGCUCCCAGGCGCGAGGGGCACUUGGCACCUACCCCCGCCUUGUUGCCAGAGGAGGUUCCUUCUUGGGACACUGACAGCUUUGUUCUGCGGGACCAGUGGGAAGACACCCCUGAGCAAAGGAAGACACAGGAGUAGUCAACAUCACAGUGACUGUGUCUGGAGCCCCCUCUGGUGAAGCAGAAGACAAGCCUUCAGCUUCUGGCGUGGCUGUGUGCCCUCAGCAUGACAUGAGCAAGGCACAAGUGGUUGGCACCAGGCCCAAAAAGAAGACAGAGUCUGGACUGUGCUCGGUGGAGUGAAGCCUGGCACAUUGAGACAGCCUCUGCCAAGCUGUGGGCCCACCCUGCAUGUCCCUGCGCUCCCUCUCAAGUCUGCGAAUGAAACACCCUGGUCACUCUGAUACCGGAGGCAACAAGAUCCACAGCCUCCUCUGCUCUGGGUUCUUGAGCUUCCAUUUACGCAAGCCUCCGUCCUUCAGCUUAUAAUUGCUCAAGUCACGCGACAGGCUGUUCUCAUGAUGCAGAAAAGCUGUUCUCACGAUUCAACACCCGUGCAGAUUUCCUGUUCUAGACACCUGUUAAUCAUCUCAGGUACCAGUUCUGCCAAGCAGCUCUUCCUUCUUCAUCGCUGCAUCGCUUCAUCACCUUUACAUUUAGCAAGAUCAUAAUUUAAUUUCUGCUUAUAAAAAUAUAAUAAAAGUAUUGAGUUUCAAUUUA